Molecule: messenger RNA, 5603 nt
Organism: Doryrhamphus excisus (bluestripe pipefish)
Lineage: Eukaryota; Metazoa; Chordata; Actinopteri; Syngnathiformes; Syngnathidae
Source: RefSeq, a predicted model, not a curated record
AUGCGACAAACCUUUACUGAACCGUCUUCCUUUCAGUUAUUCUUCCAUUAAAUGACAGGAAACUCUUGACGAAAUGGCUUAAGGAAGUGAAAAGUUGACGCGAUAUAACUGGUAGGCCCGAGGUAAUGGUGUUUUGGCUUCUCAUCUUGGACUUGAGUAAGAUCUCAUCUUGCAGCUGAGUAAAAUCUCUGAAGCUCCUCUGAGCCGCAGACAUUCGAGCGGUGGUAAAAAAUGGCGGCUCUCAGUAAAUAUGUCACUGCCAAGAACUCCUCCAUAGCAGGUGGCAUAUUGCUGCUGAUAUACCUGCUGAAAAACAGACGACGAGGGCCAGUGAAGGAAUGUCCAAAAGCAGGAUCGGAUCUGCUACUAAACAUUGAGAAGGAUGGCAAAAAAGAUCGUGCUGCAGUGGACAAGCUUUUCUUUCUUCGGAUUCUACAGCUUUUGCGAAUCAUGGUUCCUGGUUUGUUCUGCAUGGAGACGGGAUACCUUCUUCUUAUUGCUGUCAUGUUGGUGGCGAGGACCUACUGUGACGUAUGGAUGAUUCAAAAUGGCACAUUGAUUGAAAGUGCAAUUAUUGGUCGCUCAACUGAACACUUCAGGACCUACUUGUUCAGCUUUGUCCGAUUCAUGCCACUUAUAGCCUUGGUGAACAACUUCCUCAAGUUGGGCCUGAACGAGCUGAAACUCAAGUUUCGAGAGAGGCUCACCAAGAAGCUGUAUGACCAGUACUUACAGGGUUUCACCUACUACAAAAUGGGCAACUUGGACAACCGCAUUGCCAACGCAGACCAGUUGCUAACGCAGGAUGUGGAAAAAUUCUGCAACAGUGUAGUGGACCUCUAUUCCAACCUGAGCAAGCCCUUGCUGGAUAUUGGCCUGUACAUCUUCAAGCUAGCAAGUGCCAUCGGAGCCCAGGGCCCAGCCAUCAUGAUGUCAUAUCUGCUCAUCUCGGGUUUGCUGCUGACCAGACUGAGGAGACCCAUCGGCAAAAUGACAGUCACAGAGCAGCGAUAUGAGGGAGAGUACCGCUACGUCAACUCUCGCCUCAUCACCAACAGUGAGGAAAUCGCCUUCUACAACGGGAACGUGAGAGAAAAACAGACCAUUCACAGCACGUUUCAGAAACUGGUUGACCAUUUACACAACUUCAUAUUCUUUCGUUUUUCAAUGGGAUUUGUGGAUAGCAUCAUUGCCAAGUACAUUGCCACUGUGGUGGGUUAUCUGGUGGUCAGCAGGCCGUUCUUAAACCUCUCCCAUCCACGACAUCGGCACAGCACACAGUCUGAGCUACUGGAGGAUUAUUAUCAGAGUGGGAGGAUGCUCCUGAGGAUGUCCCAAGCCCUUGGAAGGAUUGUUCUGGCUGGUCGAGAAAUGACCAGGCUGUCUGGAUUCACAUCUCGUAUCACUGAGCUGAUGAAAGUCCUAAAGGAGUUAAAUUUGGGCAAAUAUGAGCGCACCAUGGUGUCCCAGCAAGAGAAGGAAUCUGACACGACAGAAAGAAAUCUACUGGUGCCUGGAAGUGGUAAAAUCAUCAACCGAGAUAACAUCAUCAAAUUUGACCAUACCCCCUUGGCAACACCAAAUGGAGACAUCCUCAUCAGAGAGCUCACAUUUGAGGUGAGUUCUGGCACCAAUGUUCUUGUGUGUGGACCAAAUGGUUGUGGCAAGAGCUCGCUGUUUCGAGUGCUUGGAGAGCUUUGGCCUCUGUUUGGAGGACAGCUGACUAAACCAGAGAGAGGGAAGCUCUUCUAUGUUCCACAGAGACCCUAUAUGACUCUGGGUUCUCUGAGAGAUCAGGUUAUCUACCCUGACACUCAGGAAGACCAGAGGAAGAAGGGAAUAUCUGAUCAGGUAUUGAAGGAGUACUUGGACAAGGUUCAGCUGGGCCACAUCUUGCAGAGGGAGGGGAGUUGGGACUGUGUGCAGGACUGGAUGGAUGUUCUAAGUGGAGGAGAAAAGCAGAGGAUGGCUAUGGCCCGACUCUUCUACCACAAACCCCAGUUUGCCAUCCUGGAUGAGUGCACCAGUGCUGUGAGUGUGGAUGUGGAGGACUACAUCUACAGCCACUGCAGGAUGGUGGGCAUUACUUUGUUUACGGUGUCUCACAGAAAGUCUCUUUGGAAGCAUCAUGAGUACUAUCUGCACAUGGACGGCAGAGGAAGCUAUGAAUUUCAAGCCAUCACUGAAGAGACUGUGGAGUUUGGCUCUUAGUCGCUUGGUGAGUCCUGACUCACGUGACUUGCACUGCUCUGCUAAUCCAUUUGCACACCCUCGUUAAUAGUCAUGAGAUUUUCACUAAAUGAGCUGUACUACACGUUUGUCACUCACACAAAGGAGUUGCCAAUAUGGUGACUUACAAACAUGAUGAUGUCAUUGUUGACUUAAAAAGAUUGUACUAGUAAAUAUAUGUAAUUACUCAUGAUUUCUCAAGGUAAUCUUGUCAUCAUAAAGUGUCUUUUUGAGUCGAGAUAAGAGAUGAGCUCAUUCAAGUUGAAAUGGGACAGAUUUAACAUCUGGACAGUUCCAGGUGGUCCUCAGAUUACGUAGGUCUUCCUUUCACCUUGGCCUCUUAAUGCUAACCAAGACAUCACAUCGGCAGAUUAUGUAGGUCUUCCUUUCACCUUGGCCUCUUAAUGCUAACCAAGACAUCACAUCGGCAGAUUACGUAGGUCUUCCUUUCACCCUUGCCUCUUAAUGCUAACCAAGACAUCACAUCGGCAGAUUAUGUAGGUCUUCCUUUCACCUUGGCCUCUUAAUGCUAACCAAGACAUCACAUCGUCAGAUUAUGUAGGUCUUCCUUUCACCCUUGCCUCUUAAUGCUAACCAAGACAUCACAUCGUCAGAUUAUGUAGGUCUUCCUUUCACCCUUGCCUCUUAAUGCUAACCAAGACAUCACAUCGGCAGAUUAUGAAGGUCUUCCUUUCACCCUUGCCUCUGAAUGCUAACCAAGACAUCACAUCGGCAGAUUAUGUAGGUCUUCCUUUCACCCUUGCCUCUGAAUGCUAACCAAGACAUCACAUCGGCAGAUUAUGUAGGUCUUCCUUUCACCUUGGCCUCUUAAUGCUAACCAAGACAUCACAUCGGCAGAUUAUGUAGGUCUUCCUUUCACCCUUGCCUCUGAAUGCUAACCAAGACAUCACAUCGGCAGAUUAUGUAGGUCUUCCUUUCACCUUUGCCUCUGAAUGCUAACCAAGACAUCACAUACAGUCAUAAAAAGUAUGAAAGGAAAGCAUUGCAAACUUUUAACUCUGUGCUCGCUACAAAGGUUGUUGCAAGAGAGGGAGAGACAGCCAUAUCCAUUUUACUUUAUAGUGCUCGUCAUGUUUGAGAGCCGCUCCACAUUUUCCCACAUCUAAUUUCACUUUCACUUUCCUUUCCCCCAAAAAUACCUUCCUCCCACCGCAUAUUGUAAAAAUCAAAUGAAAGCAAAAUAAGGCAGCAGUAUCAAGAGGAGAAAGAAGAGCCACAGGUGUUAUGUAAGGAGGAAGAGUAACCAUUAAUAAUAAUAACACAUGUUGACAAUUCAAAUAUGACAAUGCUCCCUUUCCUUUGGGUUUGGGAGGUCUGCUUCCUCCUGUUAGAUCAUGCUAAUAACCAUCCACUGCAUGCAAGACCAGUAAGAGUCUUUGUUGCACCGCAUGGGAGUCGUCCUCCUUACCGUCCAGUCUAGUUGGUGUUUGCGGAUGAGAAUGAGGGUUUGCAAGCACCUUGCCAACCAGGAAAGAGCGUACCCUCAGGACCACCUGUAUUCAUUGUGGAAAGUUCAUAUUCAACCUGACAACACAUUUCAACCCGGUCAAGGUUGUAUUUGUUAUGCCGAUGGUCGAUACUCGUGUGUUUCAAGUUUCACUGAUGAUCAUCAAUUGUAGCUGCACUUUUUCUUCAUUAGUCUCAGCGCUGAUCAACUUGAACUGACAAAGCCUCAAUGUAUGACAUUUCUCAAAUGAUGCGGGGACCAUGAGUCUGUAUGAAAUAACCAGCUAAUAAACAACCCUUUCAUUGAACCCCACGUUGCAACCCCCCCACCUAUAAGAGUUCUUUCUUCUUGCUUUUGAAUGUAGAAUUUUCACUGUGGUUCAGAGUUGUUGUUCUGCAAUUUCUUCCAGCCCUUUUGGAAAAUAGAAUCGAGUUGGCCCGGCCUGCGGACCUUAUCAAACAAAGUGCUUACAGCGAUCUGCAUCGUUAAGCCAUUUAACUCCGGUACUACAGCAAAACAUGCUGGCAAGUGCGUCAUCCGCCCAUUGCACAGAUGCAAACUCUUCUGGGUUACACAUCUCAUGGAUUGUGAUGUUUUUGUGUUGCUAUAAAUUAGCGUAGCCUUUGCUCUGUAUUGAAAGUAACAACUGGGCCAAAACAAGCAUACAACAAGCCGACCAGCAGAAAGUAGACAUUUCCCCUCUCCCGUGUCAAAAUAUCCAUUUUGGCCCUCACGCUAAAGUAGACCUUGAGUUUUGGCCCAGUGUGACUCCAGCUGUAUGCAUGCAGCGCCACCAAGCUAUGGAAGAGAACAUGCAGUAUACUGCUUAGCAACAACUAUCCGCCGUUCAACCUCGAGCAUUAAAAGAUAAGUCUCCAGCUGCUGGCUUCAAGGUUUGGACUCCCAGUUAGAAAUGUUCACUUGAAGGUAUCAAGUGAUUACUACUGCUUAUUCCUGUCACUUGUUCAAUAUUACAUCCCUUUGAGAUGUGUAUGUAUGCAAACUGUCAACUGGGACUGCCCAACCUUUUUUGACCCACGCAGUGGCUUGCGUUCCAACAAUAUCUGGCGGACAGGACGGAAUAUGAUGUAUAAGUAAUGUAUAUUUGAUGUAUUGUGUAAAAGACAGAUCAACAUGAAAUUCAAAGCACUACAUGAAUACAUCAUCACAUCUUAGCUUGAUGCUUCCCAUAUAGUAGCAGCAUUUGGAGCAAAUAGGAGGUGGAAGAAAAAGUCUAGCGGCGCAGCCUGGGACAAAGUUAGCAAAGUGGCGCAUUUGGGACGGGCCACCGCUCGCAACAAACAUGCAAAAAAUAUACAUACAAAAACUUGGAACUGUAUAUAUAUUUUUUUAAUGAAAUAAUCACCCUUAUUUCCCCAAUUAAUGCAUUUGCAUAAAAUGUGAUUAAUAAUGAACACAUUCAUUUUUUUUAAUCAUUAUCAUUCGGCCCUGUCCAUGGUGCUGUUUUCGGCCCCGUCCAUGGUGCUGUUUACCAAACAGUGCUGAAGCAUUUUAGUGUUUAUAAACAACAGUCUAGUCAAUGGUGAUGGACUCCUUUAUGUCAGUUUCCAGUGUGAAAGAAGCUAAAUAUUGGAAGAGUGUACACAAAGCCAAUCAUUCAUCUCAACAAAACAAUGACACUCGCAGGAAUUUUUCUCUUGGAUCUUAUAUCCAAUAUCACCAUCACCUCAAUCUUUCAAAUAUCUUUUCAGCUAUGCGUGCCGUACAUGAAAGUACGUGCUUUGCCUGACCAGCUUAUCUUAUCACUCUUUGUUGCUUCCAACAUCACCUUCAAUCAGAAGGUGAAAGUGUCAACAUCACGUCGGUCUCUCCGUAGCAAGGUGAACGUGUCCACAUCACCUUCUCAGUAGUAAGGUGAACGUGUCCACAUCACAUCACCUUCUCA